This is a messenger RNA of Pseudophryne corroboree (corroboree frog), 1200 nucleotides long. RefSeq lists its product as uncharacterized. Gene Ontology annotation, cellular component: cytosol. Lineage: Eukaryota; Metazoa; Chordata; Amphibia; Anura; Myobatrachidae. The transcript has a single exon. The record is from RefSeq and is a predicted model, not a curated record. The coding region runs from base 1 to 1200 and encodes 399 amino acids. Gene Ontology annotation, molecular function: ribonucleoside-diphosphate reductase activity, thioredoxin disulfide as acceptor. Gene Ontology annotation, biological process: deoxyribonucleotide biosynthetic process.
AUGUCUUUCAUACACAACGAAUUCAUGGAAUGCGCAAAAUCUGAGCUUGAUAUUUUUGACGUUCCCCUGACGCAAACCAGCAUAGAGAAAAGUUUAUAUGUCAAAGUUCAACCUUUAGUGGCGUUAUACGAGACAGCGCCACUUGAAUUCUAUAUAGCGGCCAGCGGUGAGCACUACUACGAUCUGAACAACACGUUGCUGUACGUGACCUGUAAGAUUGUACGGUCCAAUAACAACCUGAUACUGCAGGGGGCACGGGCCGCCCUUAUUAAUUACCCCAUAGCAACUUUAUUCAACCAGGUGGAUGUUUCUUUGGGCGAUAGACUCAUAUCACAAUCCAAUAAUCUUUAUGCUUAUAAGGCCUACAUAGAGACCACAUUGAAUUAUAGCUCAGAUUCAUUAUACACAAAACACACAACAGGAUUAUUUUACAAAUAUGUGGCUGGAGAACACAACACCAGGGCACUGGAUGGGCUAAACACUGGAUUUAUAAAAAGAGCAAGAGGAAUGGCGCAAAUUCAAACGGUGGAAUUACUAGGACCACUAUACUGUGACCUUUUCCAUCAACAUAAACUAAUCUUAAAUGCAGUUGAUUUGAAGAUAAAACUCACCAGAAACAAAGACUCAUUCUGCUUAAUGUCGGUGGAGCCGGACCCCUUUAAUAUUCAGAUAGUCACGGCAUACCUAUUUGUGAAAAGAGUUCAGGUCUCACCAGCCGCCCAGAUCGGACAUGCUCAGGCUUUGUUAAAUGGCAAUGCAAAAUACGCGAUUGAUCAUGUUGGUAUGAAAAUAAACAGCAUACCAGCGGGAAGUACAGUAUUUCAUUUAGAAAAUCUGUUUUUAGGGCAAGAACCAAAAACAGUUAUAGCUGUGUUUGUAGACAAUGAAGUGUUUUCAGAAGCCUAUGACAGGAAACCUCUAUGUUUUGAACAUAAAAACGUAAACUUUGCAUCCCUUUAUCCGGAUGGAACCCUGCAUCCAGCCAAUCCGUUUCAACCUGAUUUUGAACAUGGUAAUGCGGAUCGCAAGUACAUGUCACUCAUACAGAUAACAAAUAAGCAGAAGUCAGAUUCAGGUAUACUAAUUGACCGUGAAGAGUACCUCGACGGUUACACACUAUUCGCUUUUGAUCUUUCGCCUGAACAGGAAAUUGCUGAUCAUAUUUUGCUGGGUAUGGGUCGUUGGGUCGACUCAACUUAG